AUGUUUGACAGCUCGCAGUAUCCCUACAAUUGCUUCAAUUACGACGCCGACGACUACCCCGCGGGCAGCUCGGACGAGGAGAAGCGGCUCACGCGGCCGGCAUACAGCUACAUCGCGCUGAUCGCCAUGGCCAUUCAGCAGAGCCCGACGGGCAAGGUGACCCUGUCGGGCAUCUACGACUUCAUCAUGCGCAAGUUCCCCUAUUACCGCGCCAACCAGCGCGCCUGGCAGAACUCCAUCCGCCACAACCUGUCCCUCAACAGCUGCUUCGUCAAGGUGCCGCGGACCCAUGGACACGAGAAGGGCAAAGGCAACUACUGGACCUUCGCCGGCGGCUGCGAGUCGCUACUGGACCUUUUCGAGAACGGCAACUACCGGCGGCGGCGGCGGCGGCGCGGCCCCAAGCGCGAGGAGGCGAGGGGGACGCGCGCGGCAGACGCGGAAGCGCCCCGGGGUCCCCCUGAGCCGGCCACUGCGAGGGGGAACCCCGUCCCCCACCGCGAGGCCCCAACCCCAGCCAGCCCCGCCGCCCUGGGGAGGGAGGCACACAGGGACAUCAAGUUCAGCAUCGACUACAUCCUCUCCGCCCCCGACCCCUUUCCCGGGCUCAGGUCGACCUACGCGCAGGCGGGCAGAUACCCCCGGCUGCAGGCCCAGCAAAUGAACCUUCACCUUUGGACGAUGUGA
Molecule: messenger RNA, 687 nt
Organism: Balaenoptera ricei (Rice's whale)
Lineage: Eukaryota; Metazoa; Chordata; Mammalia; Artiodactyla; Balaenopteridae
Gene: FOXL3
Product: forkhead box L3
Exons: 3
Coding region: 1-687 (228 amino acids)
Biological process (GO): anatomical structure morphogenesis; cell differentiation; regulation of transcription by RNA polymerase II
Molecular function (GO): DNA-binding transcription factor activity, RNA polymerase II-specific; RNA polymerase II cis-regulatory region sequence-specific DNA binding
Source: RefSeq, a predicted model, not a curated record